UGAAGGUGCGCGCCUGUGAUGCGCUCAUGUGCCGGACUGUUCCUGCGUUGCGCUCGUCCUUCUUCCCGCCGGCAGUUUCCCUCUCAGCGCCGUAAACUUCCCCCAGGAAAGCAUCGGCCAUGUCGUCCCUCUCCGCUGCCUUCGUCCUGACGCUGCUGCAGCUCCUCGUCCGGACGUACGCUAGCAACGGAGCGUACUACGGCCGCGGCCAACACCCGCAGCCCUACCAGCCCAUGCAGCACCUGCAGCACAUCCCUCUGGGUAAAGGAGGCUUCAAUCAGCAGCAGCAGUACCUGGGCAAAGACUCGCCCUACAUGCAGUACCCGCACUACCGGAAGGAGCACCCGCAGGUGCCCAUGCUCAAGGGCAAGGACAAGGUUCACCAUGGGGGCAACUACAACGGUGGCCAAGACAAAGGGCAGACGAUCCCUAGCGGCGCCGAGGGGAUUCCCCAAGGAGAACCGGGCCCAGCCGGGCCCCCCGGACCAGCGGGACCUCCAGGACCCCCUGGAAAUCCAGGGAGCGGACAGCCGGGUCCUGCGGGCCGACCUGGACCUCCAGGUUCACCAGGACUACCUGGAAUAGGAAAGCCGGGUGUUCCGGGCUCGCUCGGCAAGCCCGGAGGAACCGGCUCGGCCGGUCCUCAAGGACAAAUGGGCCCCAGAGGGGAAGACGGGCCCGCCGGACAGCCGGGCCCGCGUGGUCCACCGGGUCCUCCCGGGCUUUCAGGAAUAGGUAGACCAGGUGUACAGGGAUUACAAGGCCAACAAGGACCCAAGGGAGAGCCGGGCAUGAAGGGUCCGCCGGGGCCACCGGGAUUAUUGGGACCCAAAGGGGACAAAGGGAUCGGGCUGCCCGGACAGCCCGGACACAAGGGACACCCGGGUCUCCCCGGACCAGCCGGCCCACGAGGGCUGCCCGGUUUUGUGAAACCGGGGUUGAACGGAGCACCAGGUCCACAGGGUCCACCGGGAGAUAAGGGAUAUCCUGGAGAACCGGGACUACCCGGGCCCGCUGGGGAAGGAGGAGCACGAGGCCCGCCGGGUCUGCCCGGGCAAGGAAAACAAGGUCUAAACGGUCCGCCGGGACAGCCGGGUAUCCCAGGGGGGAAAGGUCAUCCUGGAGGACCGGGUCUGCCGGGAAAACCCGGACUACCCGGAUUUGGUAAACAAGGACUCACGGGACCAAAGGGUGACAAAGGUUUGGGUGGGCAGCCCGGACUACCCGGACCCAAAGGAGAUAAGGGUCACGGUGGACUCCCCGGAAUACUCGGACCGCCGGGACCAAACGGCCCGCCGGGUCCUCCGGGCCACAUGGGGCCACCCGGAGGUGCAGGUGGACCCGGUCCCAAAGGGGACUGUGGAGACGGAGGACCGAAGGGACUCGACGGGGCGAAGGGGGACCCGGGUCCUCCGGGACUACCCGGUAAGAACGGUCUGCCGGGCGACCUGGGAGAGCCAGGGCCGAGAGGGCUACCGGGACCAAGUGGCCCUAAAGGAGGAGAUGGGCACAAAGGUCUGCCGGGAAUGCCGGGUCCUCCAGGAAAUCCUGGUCCUAAAGGUCAAGGGGGAUUCCCGGGGGAGACGGGACCUCAAGGCCCUAAAGGAAUACCGGGACUGGACGGAGCCGGAGGGUCGAUCGGGCCUCCCGGUCCUCCAGGGCCCAAAGGAGAUGGCGGUGUUCCCGGUCCACCGGGCGCGGCAGCGAGCGGGAGUCCAGGUCAACCCGGACCCACAGGGAACCCUGGGAAAGAGGGGCCGUCCGGCCCCCCCGGCACCGCGGGUCAGCCCGGCCCCCCCGGUCCACCUGGACCCCCCGGAGUACCCGGAUACUCCCCUGAUCUGUCGGGCGUUCUCUCCGAGAUGGGCCCGGAACUAGACGGCGUCAAGGCGGGAAAAUACGCCAAAAAGGGCAAGUACGGAAACGGAAACGGGGCCGAGGCGAUGGGCGUCAGCGGCCUGGAGAUGCCGGCGUUCACGGCCGUGACGACGACGCCCUUCCCGGAGGCGGGAAAGCCCGUUGUCUUCGACAAGCUGCUGUACAACGGCCGGCAGAACUACGACUCCCAGACGGGCGUCUUCACCUGCGACGUCCCCGGCAUCUACUACUUCUCCUACCACGUCAACUGCAAAGGGGGGAACGUUUGGGUGGCCCUGAUGAGGAACGACGAGCCGGUCAUGUACACGUACGACGAGUACAAGAAAGGUUUCCUGGACCAGGCGUCGGGGAGCGCGGUUUUACCGCUGCAACCCGGGGACACGGUCCACAUCAAGCUGCCCUCCGAUCAGGCCUCGGGACUCUACGCCGGCCAGUACGUCCACUCCUCCUUCUCCGGGUAUUUGCUCUAUCCGAUGUAAAAAAGCAGAACCUUUUCCAGGAGGAAGAGGAAGUUACACUGCAAAAACUCAAAAUCUUAACACGAAUAUUUUUUCUUAUUUCUAGU
Messenger RNA from Cololabis saira (Pacific saury), 2443 nucleotides. RefSeq names its product collagen, type VIII, alpha 1a (gene col8a1a). Lineage: Eukaryota; Metazoa; Chordata; Actinopteri; Beloniformes; Belonidae. Gene Ontology annotation, molecular function: protein binding. The coding region runs from base 120 to 2357 and encodes 745 amino acids. Gene Ontology annotation, cellular component: basement membrane. The transcript is spliced from 5 exons. The record is from RefSeq and is a predicted model, not a curated record.